CCCACAGUCUAGCCUCACUCACUACCAGCACCCUAACCUAACCUAACCUAACCACAACCUAUCUAUUCUAACGUCAUUCCUGCAGCUAUGGAGUCCAGGAACGCCUCUACACUUAUACUGGUGGUGGUGGCGCUGCUGGGGUUUCUUCAGGGUGUCAGCGCGUAUCCUCUUGAUCCUAAUGUCGUAGCACAACUGCAGCCCCCCAAGGAUUUCUUCGCCAGCCCGUUCUUCAAUGCCUGGGCUCGUAUCAUUUUGGCUGGCUUCGGGUUUUCCUUCCUCACCGCAUCCGGCGUAAUUCUGGCGAUCAAGAGGAAGGAGAACAAACUGGCGAACCUAGAAGACUACUAUGACCAGCUGGAGGAAUACUUCGCUGAGGGGCCUGACUUCUUCCCUGAGGACUUCCCUGACGUGUUCCCUCUGCCCAACGAUUUCCCUACGCACGACUUUCCCUUCCCCGCUGAGCUGCCAGGCCCCGGUGGUUGGUUCGCGUCUGAUUACCUACGACCGGACGAUUCGGGUUUCUUCAGACGCAGCGAUGAUUCUGACGGGCAACCUCCUUCUGUGAGUCCUCUCCGCCGCCGAAGGAGAUCCAUAAAAGCUCCUCUCAUAUCCCCAGACCUGCAGGAGGCGAUACAGAAGGCCUUACAAGCCGAGGACACGCAGGAGAUGGUGGCAAAGACAGCGGAGUUAGUACAGGAUGUCGUGGAGAGGCUGGACGAGGAUGGGUGUCUCCUGAAGCUUCUGUGCCGCCUUCAGGAGAAACCCAAGGACGCCCGUAUUGUUGAGGAGGAGGUGCUACUGAACCUCUACAGCCUCAACGCCCCCAAAGGAUCCCCAGAGUGCGGCCAGGAGUCCCACAAGUGUUUCCUGAAGGAGUCGCUGCUGGAGGAAGCCUUCUUGUGGGGUGUCAAUGCCUCCUAAGGGCGUGACUUGUUAAAUUACGUGUGAAUGAUUUGUGUUUUCUGUAUAAUCAUGUUUUAGUGUUGU
Molecule: messenger RNA, 987 nt
Organism: Portunus trituberculatus (swimming crab)
Lineage: Eukaryota; Metazoa; Arthropoda; Malacostraca; Decapoda; Portunidae
Exons: 2
Coding region: 88-921 (277 amino acids)
Source: RefSeq, a predicted model, not a curated record